Paramormyrops kingsleyae is the source of this 1786-nucleotide messenger RNA. Lineage: Eukaryota; Metazoa; Chordata; Actinopteri; Osteoglossiformes; Mormyridae. The record is from RefSeq and is a predicted model, not a curated record.
UUUUCUCUGCCAACUUCAGGCUCCAUGCAGUCCCACCUGGUAGGACCCUCCCCAUGGAUGAGCCCAUCCUCUUAUGUAUACUGCAGCUGCUGUAUGCCUGUGGGCAGUAAUCCACCACAGCCCACGACUGUGCUGAAUGGAGGUAGUCCGUACGUCCAGCCGUAUACGUAUUCAAGUCUCCCGGGGGUGAUGAUCCCUCAGAUGCCCUUGAGCUACUCUCAAGCCGCCUACGCAUACCAGUACACCUCUCCACACUGGUCUGGAGAACAGAUGACACGGCUCGUCAAUCAGAACUGCGUGGAUUGUGGCGUCCAGACGCUGCUGACGCUCCUGUAGCUGGAGCCCUUCGACUUCUGAGUGAAGCAUCACCCCAAGGAUGGCGCUGGCCUCAUCGGCUCCGCGGGACCCAGGAGUGACUCAUCAGGCUGUUAGUCCGAUGGAACCAUUUUUAAGAACUUCAUGUGGAACUUGGGGGUGGAAGCCUUUCCCAUAGUUGGUUUUCCCAUCUCCCACUUAAGAUUUAUAGUGGGUUAAUGACCCCCUUUCUUUCUGUCCCCUCUUGACUUUUAAAACCACCUUUUUGCGAUUUAAUUUCUUCGUCUUAACUCCUCAAGUGCUCUCCGGUGUUUAUAUACAUGUAUGUAAAUAAGAUCCUUACUGAUGUGAUGAAGCCACAUUGCAGAAUUGAUUCUGGAGCUAAAAUUUGACGACUGUUCUUGAGCGUCCGAGCAAAAGCCGUCGGCUGUUUGUCUCCUGCUGGAUUAACUGACGUGAUGAAUGUGACUUCAUCUGAGUCGUUCGCUCUUUGCACGUUUAAACUUGGAUAUAUAAGCAACUAAAGGUUAUUCCACUGUCUUGACCAUCACUGAACCUCAUCCUUUUGUCGCUCUUUGGAGCCGUAUAUUACAGCACUGAUCACACAAGUGUUUCCUGUUUGUUUUUAUUUUUUUUUCCUUCACGCUUCUUGCUUGCUGUUUCUCAGAUACAGAUUAUGAGCUCUUAUAUCCAAAACGAGUAAUUGUAUCCAUUCGGGGCAUCUGCCACUUCCUGGGGAUCUUGCUGCAGCGGUUUCUCGCAAGUAAACAAAGCAGACGCUCUGUGUUCGUUUUCGACAAUUUUUAUUUUUUUUUUUCCCUUUCACAUUUGACACUUUGAGAAGGUUCACUCUGUUUGCACUUAAAUGUUUGUUCAAGUUCCGUUAGUGUUUGCUGUGUGUGUUUCUUGAUGUGAAUCGUUUUUGUGGGGGUGAUGUGCACUCUGACCAAGCUGUUCACGCGUGUCGGUGGCUCUAGUGCCAAUCUCUGGGUAACAGUUGCAGUAUUAAGAAGCAAAAAUUGUGUGUAAUCAGUUUGUCAUCGACGUGAAUGGCUGUUUGGACGUGUUCGUGAGUGUCUCAUCGCAGGAGUUUGGGCUCAGUGUCUGGGGUUUCUAAGUCAGCUCUGUGUUCCAUGUUGUAGAUUUUGACCAAAAGUGGAGGGAAGAAUAAUUGAAAUAGAAUUUUUCCUGUUUCUGCAUUUGGAGUUACAGAAUAGUGACAGUUGAGGGCACUGUCUUUUGUGUUUAAGUUGCUGUGAUUUGUUCUUUUCACAUUUAAAAAAUAAAGAAUAAAGGUUGGGUUUUCUUUUUAAGAAGAUAUGCAAUAAAGUUGAGUUAGAAUUUUGAAGAAAUUGUUUUUUUUUUUCUCCCCUAACCCCCUGGGGUGGGUACUAAUGGAAUGUGGUCAGUCUGUGUAGUCUGGCUUUGUAACUGAAUAAGAAGCACAAUUAAAACAACUUUAAUACCUGUA